CCUUUACAGAUAAAGGUCUAGAGAGCACACUCUACAGAGACCCAACAAUUACGUCUUAACAAUUUCCACAAGAGCACUAGCUAGUCAUCAUCGCUUCAGCAAUAAACGAUCUGUGUUUGCGGUGCUACCACUACACGACUGAACGUGUAUUAUCUGUCGUUUGCUAGCAACAGGUGUGGCGAGGUUGAAGGUGAAGGGGAUGCGUCAAGCUUGCGGCAAGAUGGACCAAGAAGUAGUUUUGGCAAAGCUGAAGAAGGAUGUUCGUUCCUUGCUCAUUUCAUCUAAGAUGGGCUUGGACCCCGAACAGCUCAGGCGAGACUAUGUCCAAAUGUUGGGGCAUCCUAUGCCCCUGAAACUCCUGGGCUUCAGACACAUCAUGGAUAUGGUGAAGGAGAUGCCUGAUGUGGUGUCGGUUAACUUAAGGGUAGAUGGCAGCAUAUUUUUAAAAGCUGUAAGUGACGAAUCCACCCGAAACAUUGAGGAGCUGGUUGCUAAGCAGCGCGUGUCUAAGAGCACCAAGAAGUCCAGGACAGGAGGUGUCGGCUACUUCUCGCCCCGCUACUGUCAACAGUCCCCCGCUGUGGUCCUUCCCAGAAGAGGUCGUGCUCCUUUGGCUGUACCUGCCCAGUUGAGGUCACAGCUCCGCAUUCUGCUCUCCCAGGGUCCACUCAGGUUGUCCGACCUGGAAACCAGCUUCCUGCGCUUCUUCGGCCACCCGCUGCGUGUCUACAACUAUGGCUUCUACUCCACUGGAGAGAUGCUGGAGGCAGUGGCGGACCUAGUCGUUAUCCAGCAGAGCAGGGUGGGCUCAGUUCUGACCCUGAGGAGACAUAUGCUUCCAAGGCCGCUGCUCAGACCGACUAGCUUACCAAGGAGAACUGGACCCGUUAAGUCAGUAUCGCCGAGAACUGUCCAGUCAGCCUCCAAAGGGCCAGACACCAGAACUCAGACACCAAUACCUCCAGUCCUGGUGAAGCAGAGUCCUCUGAGCCAUCCAGCUACUGCUACUACCUUAGACCCUGUUGAUAAAGAGUCAACAACUGUUGGUAACAAGACACAGAUGGCUGAGAAGGACCAGGAAGCGGGCCCAGAGCUCUGUCAGGAAGGUCGGCUCUUUCAGAAACGUGUCCAAAAGCUGGAGGAGGAGCUUCGCCAGCGAAUAGUGGAGAAUGGAGUCGCUGGUACCAUUAGUCAGGAGCUGAAGGACAAGCUGCGAAAGGUUGUAAGUCAGACCAGUGGAAGAUUAUCGGUGCACGAUCUGCCUGCUGAGUACAAGAGGCUUUUUGGUGAGGAUGUUCCAUUGCAACAAAGCGGCUUUGUCAGUGUCACUGAACUGGUCAGUGCCAUGAGUGACACCUUCCACCUGAAACCUGUAGUGGAUGACAAUGGGCAACACUGGAUAGUCAUGGUCAUAAAUGAUGGUGACAAUACGCAAUCAGACUCAAAGGUGACUGAAAGUUCUGGUGAUAGUGGGAAGCUGCCACUUAUGAGCUACUAUUUCAGCUGUGAAGAGUCUCCUUGGGAAGGCAAACUGGAAGGAGACAACGAUAAUAUCGCAGGAGAUUAUGAGAAUGAGGAGCUAGAGACCAAUACAACCAACAAUUCCAAGAAUACCCACAAAAUGAUGUACCCUGCCAUUCAGGUGCAUUGCAGCCCUUCGGUGCCCCUGGACGCCCUGCAGAGUCAACGUCUCAAACUGCCGACACCCCAUGGUGCUCGAGAGCUGGUGGAAGUCCUGGUCGAACAGGUGGAGUCGCCAGGACAUUUCUACAUCCGCUUCAGCGAGAGUGAGGAGUCUCGAGCUAUGGAGGACAUGAUGAUUGCGAUGAGACAAUGUUACACCUAUCCUGAGGUGUCAGAGCGUUACCGCCUCCCUGAUCGAUUUGUCAGACGGGGUCAAGUCUGCUGCGUGUCACCCAGAGGAAUGUGGUUCUACCGGGUGGUGAUCCACCAGAUCAUCAGCCCCACUCAGGUCGAGGUGUACUAUGUCGACUUUGGUGAUAUAACCGUGGUACAGAGCGCCAACCUCAAGUUCCUCAAGUCAUGUUAUUCUGAACUUCCGGCACAAGCUGUUCCAUCAUCGCUGGCUGGAAUUAAACCCACCACUGGCAGCUGGACUGCUGAGGCAAGGGCUUCUUUCCAGAAGCUGUGCUCCGAACGCACCCUGGUGGGCGCUUUGGAUUGUUACACCGGAGAUGUGCUUCAGCUCUACCUGUGUGACACGCAUACUGAUAUCGACAUCUACAUCCACACCAUCCUGGUGAGCCAGGGCCACGGGUCAGCCUGCAGCCCCGCAGCCAGUGCAGCACUUUGUGUCCAAAUCCGCCCAGCGAGUCUCUACCUCGGGGAGGGAAUGGUUGACCUGCCAGAGGUAGAAGAGGUAGCCACUUUUUCACCCAAGCCAGCAAACAUGAUUGAACAGUCCAUGUGGAGUUCACCGAAGGAAACGGGAAGUUUCUUGAUGUCUCAGGUUGAGGAGGAAGAGCUGCCCGACCUGGAGUUUAUUGAGGACAAAGAAGUCAUCCCCCAUAUCCAGGGUAUGGACGCCAACCCAUUCAAUGCUCUAAUAAAUGGUCAAACCUUCAGCUACAGUGAAUUGGGCUGUGCCUUGACCAACAAACCGCCUCCUACCAGCCCUUCCUGUCCGACCUCCAGCCCUCUCGCCCAUCCAGAUUUGAUCCAGUCCCAGAAAAUCCUAACUCACUGUAAAGCUGAUCUUAAAACACUGAGCAUGACUCCUCCACCAACUCCAUCCAGCAUCACUUCCAGCUCCUGCUGUCCAACACCAAAAGAGGAGCAGCACUGGUCCAAAGUCGCUGCCCACUCGUUGGUCAGGCUACCUCCGAUCCUGAGGACCCUGAGCCUCCACACCCCUGACCUGGCCCAAAUCCAUGACUACACUCAGGGUGUACCAGUUUUUCCGCUCCAUCUACGACACUCUGGUCAUCUGUUUCCUCUGUUUGGGACCAGGUAGGACAUGUCUCCUACAUCCAACACAACCAGAAUGAGUCAACGCCCAAAGGAAUGAACAUGUAUUCCAUAAUAACUACUAGUAAUCAUAGUAUCGGGACACUCUGAGAAUCCAGUUUUGAGGAAGUUAAUUUUAAUCUAUUCUAGAUCAGUUAAAUUGUAUGUUAGGCUCUGUUUAUUUGUUUGAUAACUGUAAUUGUAGCACUUUCCUAACAGUUUCGGAAGACAAAAUAAAUACCGGAAAUGGAUGGCUGUUAUUUUUUAAAUGUGAAUACGCUUGUGAAUGCUUUUUGUUU
Sander lucioperca (pikeperch) is the source of this 3266-nucleotide messenger RNA. It is a transcript of the gene tdrd5, whose product is annotated as tudor domain containing 5. The transcript is spliced from 18 exons. Gene Ontology annotation, biological process: spermatogenesis. Bases 200 to 2974 code for a protein of 924 amino acids. NCBI's taxonomy places the organism in Eukaryota, Metazoa, Chordata, Actinopteri, Perciformes, Percidae. The record is from RefSeq and is a predicted model, not a curated record.